Molecule: messenger RNA, 192 nt
Organism: Hepatospora eriocheir
Lineage: Eukaryota; Fungi; Microsporidia; Hepatosporidae
Source: the annotation of a GenBank genome assembly
AUGAUAAUUAACUAUGUAAAUAAGCCUAAAGUAGUAUUAGAAGAUAAUAUUCCAUUCUUUCAUCCAAAUUUUUACAGUUGGUUUAAAGAAAAUUACGAGUUUAAUAAAAAUAGAAAAAAAAGAUCAAAAGAAGAAAUAGAAAAGGAAGAAGAAUUUGUUUUAUUUAAUUUUUUAAUAAAGAAAAAGAAAUAA